Messenger RNA from Aedes aegypti (yellow fever mosquito), 1876 nucleotides. RefSeq names its product adenosine deaminase 2. Lineage: Eukaryota; Metazoa; Arthropoda; Insecta; Diptera; Culicidae. The record is from RefSeq and is a predicted model, not a curated record. Gene Ontology annotation, molecular function: adenosine deaminase activity. The coding region runs from base 207 to 1679 and encodes 490 amino acids. The transcript is spliced from 2 exons. Gene Ontology annotation, biological process: inosine biosynthetic process; adenosine catabolic process.
ACGAGAAGUGGCUCUCCGCGAAUGAACGGGCUCAGUCCUUAUCCGAACCCAAAGUAGUCAAGGUCUAGUCAAGCGGUCCGUUCCAAUUUCGAUUAUUACUUGGCGAUCAACACCGAUUAUAUAUACGAUUCGCAGUGUAUCAAGUGCUCGGACGGAAUACAAAUAGCUGUUGAGUGUUUUUAAAUCGGACGAAAACUACAGUGAGAAUGCCUCGCAUAGCGUAUGAAGAUUUCCUUGCACAACGUGCAGAGUUCGUUAGCCAGGAAGAAAGUCGCGCCCUUGGCUCGGAUGUGGUGCUGAAUGAAGAUGAGCAAAAGGUCAACGAAUAUCUGAUGACACUAAAGAAAGCCGAAUUGGAAGAGGGAUUCAAAUCGCCCAUAGCGUUUGCCCCGUCUCGACAUUUCUUCAAAGUGCUGGAUCAAAUCAAGAACUCGCCGCUCUUCCAGUUGAUCCAAAAGAUGCCAAAGGGCGGUAUUCUACACGCCCACGAUACUGCCAUCGGAAGCAUGGAAACUGUUAUCAAAGCAACUUACCAGAAGAACCUAUGGCAGAACGGAGAAUUUGGACGUGCCAGUCCUCCGCACUUUAAAUUCUCAAAAACUCAACCAGAACCUUUGGAUGCCGUUGAGUGGCGAUCGGUUUCAGAUGUGCGAAAAGAACUUGGCAAUGAAGGCUUCGAUCAAAAUCUAAGGGAACUUCUUUCCCUAUUCGUACCAGAUCCAGAAGUCGCGUACCCUUGUAUAAAUCAUGCUUGGGGACGAUUUUUCAAUAUGUUCAUCUCCCUAGAACCAAUUGUCACUUUCAAACCCGUUUGGGAGGAAUACUAUACCAAUACUCUGAAGGAACUAUACGCAGACAAUGUGACUUAUCUUGAAUUCCGCGGCGUCCUGCCACCGGUAUACGACCUAGAAGGCAAAAUUUAUUCACCCGAAGAAGUGGUACAAAUCUACUACGACCUUUCGGAGAAGUUCAAACAAGAACACCCGGACUUCGUGGGAGUGAAAUUCAUCUACGCGCCGAUUCGUGCCGCUGACGACUCUACCUUCGAUGGAUAUCUACAGGAGGCGGAAAACUUGCACAAAAAGUUCCCCACCUUUGUGGCUGGAUUCGACUUGGUCGGACAGGAGGAUUUGGGGCGACCGUUGACAGAUUUCAACGAGCGGUUGCUAAAGAUGAGCCCAACCAUUCAGUUCUUUUUCCAUGCGGGGGAAACCAACUGGAACGGAUUGUCAACUGAUGAUAAUUUGAUUGACGCCGUCCUGCUUGGAGCGAAACGCAUCGGUCACGGAUUUGCCGCCGUUAAACAUCCACGAGUAUUGGAGGAGCUCAAGAAGCGCAACAUCUGUAUCGAGCUCAACCCUGUUUCUAACCAAGUUUUGAAACUGGUGGAUGACUGCCGGAAUCACGUUGGAGCAAUUUACUUCUCGGACAGCUAUCCGGUUGUAGUCUCGUCGGAUGACCCCGCUUUCUGGUGUGCAUCUCCGCUGUCGCACGAUUUCUACGUUGCCUUCCUGGGAUUGGCAUCAGCUCGACAGGAUCUUCGCCUGCUGAAAAAGCUAGCGUUGAACUCAAUCGAGUACAGUGGAAUGUCCAAGGCCGAAAAGGUGGAAGCCAAGCACAAGUGGAGCAUCGCCUGGAAUCACUUCAUCGAUCAGACACUCAAGACUAUCUCCCAGUAAGUGGGAUGGCAUCUUUACCUAACAGUAUUCUCGCACUAUUGUGAAUCUAUCUGUCAGCAUCUGUGCCAUCGGGGAUAUCAGAUUGGCCAUCACUCCACCACGUGAACCCCGAAUUCAAUGUUAUCUCGAGCCGUAUCAUCUCAUGUGGGGCGUUAUCAAAGGGGGACAAUAAACGUAGGCUUUGCCUUGGCAGUGAA